Molecule: messenger RNA, 1521 nt
Organism: Blastocystis hominis
Lineage: Eukaryota; Bigyra; Opalinata; Blastocystidae
Exons: 5
Coding region: 1-1521 (506 amino acids)
Source: RefSeq, a predicted model, not a curated record
AUGCAGUGGAGCGUGGACGCGCUGAAUUCUUCGCUUCUGGAAGACUAUUGCAACGCGAUCUAUUCUCAUUUCUCGCAGGACGGUGCGUCCCGAAGGAGUUUUGCGAUCGUAGAAACGCGACGCUCGCAGAUCAUCGUGGACGUGCUGUGGAUCGUCGAGGGCGUUUUGGUCCUCACCGGCUCGCGCUAUCGCCCCUUACUCAGCGAUCUGGCGCUGCUUCUCCUCACGCAGCUCGCGCUGGAGCGAACCGAAGCGCUGCUCUGCGUUCUGCGAAUGUUCGCCAGCGAGCCGCAAGCCGAAUUCAAGGAGCCAGUCGAUGCGUAUAAAGACCGCGUGUAUUGGAAAGGGGACGCGGCGAAUGAUGGACUGCCUGCUUUCUUGCCGGUCGUUUCGACGGCGAGACAUCAAGGCGCGCUGCGCAUCCACGUGAUGCUUCGACUGCUCACCAGAUUUUUCUGCCCGGAUUUGUUCGUCCAUUUCGAAAAAAUCGACGAUUGCUGGUGGUAUCCGCGUUCCUACGACAUCGAAAAAGGCGACGAUUUCAUCACGACCUCUGCCGGGCUCUCGGACCCCUUCGACGUGCCCAUCGCGAUCGAGGGCUGGAUCCCCACCGCCUGGCUCCUCGGCGCCUUCCUCAACCCCGAGCUGCUUCGCGAGGAAGUUUGCUGGUCCCCCGCGCUCUCCCUGCGCUGCCUCGACCAGAUGCUCAUUCUCGGCGACUCCACGUUUCCCCUGUUUCUCCUUCUCGCCCUGUUCCGCCACUUCGCGUCCGCGUUGCUCGCGCUGAACACUGCCGAGGCGCUCGAGGAAUUCAUCGCCGAUCUGCCCUGGCGACUCGACGCCUCCCAAUCCUCCCAAUCCUCCCAGCCUUCGGAGCUCUCGAAGCUCACGCAGCCUUCGGAGCUCGCACAGCUCGCGCAGCUCGCGCAGCUGGUCGAGUCUGCGACGAUCCUGCACAAAAUAGCCCCGAUUUCGGUCAUCCAAAGUCUCCGCUGCGUCGGCGCGCAAUGCGCGUCGGGGCUUCUGCCCGACCAGCUCCCGGGCGACUCCGCGAUUUGGCGGCGGCGGUACGACGCGUUCACGCAGCACAUGCUGCUCCCGCGGGAAUGGCAGCUCCCUCUGGAAGGGAACGAAGGCCGUCUGGAGCACGUGAUGCUGCAAUGGACGGGCGUGUAUCGCGUGCUUUCCCGCGAUUUGCCGCAUCUGCCGUGUCCGUCAAUGUCGGCGAUCGCAGGUGCCUCGCUCUCUCUCUCUCCUAUAACGCGCAGACUUGUCCGCGUGCGACUGUCUUCGCAUCGACGCUCGCGAGGCCGUUUCGUCGCUCGACCGCCCGUCUCGCGCCCGCGACUUUUUCUUCCUCGACCUUCGCCGCUCCGCGGAGGGCCAGGGCGUUCUGCCCUCCGGACUGGCCGCAGAGGGCCCCGCGUGGCGCUCGCCCGUGCUGGUGGAGGGCGUGGUGGGCUGCCUGCGCGCGCUGAAACCCACCGUAGCUUCGCUCUUCCCGCCUCACCCAGAGCGUGA